AUGAAUUUGGAACUAUUAGAAUCUUUUGGGCAAAAUUAUCCAGAAGAAUUUGAUGGAGCAUUGGAUUCAAUAUCGCUGGCUGCAACAUGUGCAUUCAACCGCCGAGGCACUCUAUUGGCAGUUGGUUGCAAUGAUGGCAGGAUCUUUAUAUGGGACUUCCUGACAAGAGGCAUUGCUAAGUCAAUAUCAGCACAUGUUUAUCCCGUCUGCAGUUUAAGCUGGUCACGGAAUUGUAAGAAAUUAUUAUCAGCAUCCACUGAUCACAAUGUAUGUAUAUGGGAUGUUUUGUCUGGAGAAUGCGAGCAAAGAUAUAGGUUUCCGACUCCAAUAGUUAGAGUACAAUUUGAUCCAAGAAAUGAUCGGAGAUUUCUUGUCUGCCCAAUGAGGCAUGCCGCAUUGCUUGUUGACACUGAAGGUGAACAUAAAAUUCUGCCAAUUGACGAUGAUGGUGAUAUAAACGUGAUCGCGUCAUUUGACCGCAGGGGUGACUAUGUAUACACGGGGAAUGCUAAAGGAAAGAUUUUAAUUCUGGACUCUCAGUCGCUAGCCAUCAAAGCAAGUUUCAAAAUCACAGUUGGCACUUCAAGUACUACAGGCAUCAAGAGUAUUGAGUUUGCAAGGAGAGGAGAUUGCUUCCUAGUGAAUACAUCGGACAGAGUCAUAAGGGUUUAUGACACAAACACUGUAGUGAAAUGUGGCAUAAAUGGGGAGCCUGAGCCAAUACAGAAGUUGCAAGACCUUGUUAAUAAAACGACCUGGAAGAAGUGCUGCUUCUCGGGGGAUGGGGAGUACAUCUGCGCCGGUUCGGCGCGCCAGCACGCGCUCUACAUAUGGGAGAAGUCCAUUGGGAACCUGGUGAAGAUCCUGCACGGCACCAAGGGCGAGCUGCUCCUGGACGUGGUGUGGCAUCCGGUUCGGCCCAUCAUCGCCAGCAUCAGCGCCGGCGUCGUCUCGAUCUGGGCGCAGAACCAGGUGGAGAACUGGUCCGCGUUCGCGCCCGACUUCAAGGAGCUGGACGAGAACGUGGAAUACGAGGAGCGGGAGAGCGAGUUCGACGUGGAGGACGAGGACCGCUCCGUGGACCAGGCCGGGGAGAGCCGCGACGACGAGGAGGUGGAGGUGGACGUGACCACCUGCGAACCUAUCGAGGAUCCUGAGGACGGUUGGGCGGCGACACAAGAGACGGUCACCCCAACGGAGACUCCUGAGAAGUCUGAGCCAGCGGCUAAAAGGCCUAAGAGCAAAACCUACGACAUUUCCCUGAAGAUAGCCCCACCAGAACAACCAAUAUCCUUCGGUGGAAAAAACAAGCAGACAGCUGGUAAUAAAAAGGUCGCCGGUCGACCAAGGAAA
This is a messenger RNA of Iphiclides podalirius (scarce swallowtail), 1353 nucleotides long. The record is from the annotation of a GenBank genome assembly. NCBI's taxonomy places the organism in Eukaryota, Metazoa, Arthropoda, Insecta, Lepidoptera, Papilionidae.